AUGGAAAAGGCACUCAACAUACGCCGCUGGUGGGGACUUCCGCUUCCCCCAGAGAUCGUUCUGGAACUAUUUGAGUAUUUGGAACCCUCAGAUGUCGUGGCUCUCGCACAAGCAGCGGAGGGGUUCGCCCAGCUCGCUGUCUCAGCGUUUUCAUCUAGUCUCCGCGAACAUGGACGAACGAUAUUAUUUUCUGCUGUUGUAUGUGGACAUACAAGCAUUGUCAAGCAUUAUCUGGAAGCAGGAGCCGAUCCCUGCGCCGCUGAUGAUAAGGGAAACACGCCACUGCACUGGGCCGCUGCUUUCGGUCAUUGUAACGUGGCGACUUUACUCGUUGAUGUGGGGGCCGAUAUAAAUGCACGUCAUAAGAAUGGACUUAGUCCACUGGAUUAUGCCAUUAUAGCGGGAUAUGACCGCGUUGUGGAGGUUCUUUUGGAUAAAGGAGCCACCUUUACGGAUGUAAGGAUCGGCCAGGCUCAAAGGACGACUCUACAUGCGGUUGCCAUCAAGGGAUAUAGCCGGAUUGCAGAUAUGCUGCUAAGCCACCGAGCUCCUAUUGAUGUCAAGGAUGCCCAUGGUCAUACGCCUCUUCAUUUGGCUGUUUCGGAAGGGCAUCUUGGGAUAGUUCGGGCACUGCUUUGUGCUGGAGCAACCGUCGACAUUCAAGAUGAGAUAGGCGACUCGUCACUGCACCUCGCUGCCGGCAACGGUUAUAUUGCUAUCGUACAGGAGCUUCUGAGUAGAGGAGCAGACCCUUCUCUGCAAGGUCACGAAAAUGCUACGCCAUUGCACCGGGCAUCUUUACUGGGUUUCGUUGAUGUUGUCCAGUGUCUCCUAAAAGCUGGGGCGAAUGUGUCUGCUCAAAGCUUAGAUGGACAGACCCCUCUUCAUCAAGCUAGUGGCGCCGGUGAGGUCGCAACCGUGCGGCUGCUUCUAGAUGCCGGAAGCGGUCCUUCAAUUCCAGAUAAGAGUGGGGCCACACCACUACAUUUCGCCGUCCUUUCUGGGAAAGCAACAAUCGCCGAUAUGCUAAUAAACGCUGGAGCGCAUGUCGAUAGCAUAAAUGACAAGGAACAGACCCCCUUACACUGGGCAGCAAAAGGACAUGAAGAGAUAGUUCCUACUUUGCUGAAUCACAAGGCUGAUAUACAUGCUCUUAGCCAUACAGAGUGGACUCCGCUACAUUGGGCAGCGAAUGAGGGCCAUGUUGGUAUAACGAUAGCUUUACUGGAAGCCGGGGCCCUCGACCAGAUUCAAAAUCAACAUGGGGAAUCAGCGCUGCACUUGGCCGCUCAAAAUGGUCAUGAAGCUGUCGUUCAAUUGCUUAUCCAACGGGGCAGCAAUCCGCACCUUACCGACAAUAAACUUCGCACAGCGCUGCAUCAUACAGCUGCGGAAGGACAUGAGGCUACGGUAAAAAUGUUGCUCAGUAUCAAAGUCAGAUCAAACGUCAGAGAUAUCGAUGGUCGCACUCCGUUGUACUAUGCAGUACUCCAUGGGCAUGCGACGAUCGCGAAUAUGCUUCUUGACCGCGGUACCACCCUUGAUGAGACCGUCAAGGAAGCCUUUUAG
Penicillium subrubescens is the source of this 1569-nucleotide messenger RNA. RefSeq lists its product as uncharacterized. The transcript has a single exon. The record is from RefSeq and is a predicted model, not a curated record. The coding region runs from base 1 to 1569 and encodes 522 amino acids. NCBI's taxonomy places the organism in Eukaryota, Fungi, Ascomycota, Eurotiomycetes, Eurotiales, Aspergillaceae. Gene Ontology annotation, molecular function: protein binding.